UUAAGGAGUCCCAAGCGAUUGGAGUGGAGAGCACACAGGGGUGCUCAAGCUACUAACUAUUUUCAUCAAUUGUUUUCUAAGAGGGAGAACUAUGUUUACAGGUCCUGUAGCGAUAUGACAUGUGCUUUAGGCAUUACCGAAUCAGCGUACUCCCACCAGUUGGCCUGAAACCCCCUUACUACAUCAAUCAUCUAGGCGCACACAUUCCAAAGGUCGUUCAUUACCGGAGUCAAGGAAAGAAAAUAAAGGAGAAGUUUGGGUCGGUUGGAUCAGCAAACUCCUUUUAUUGUGUGUUCUACCUCUGAGACGUAGACGGUGAGCACUACGUGUGCUUGUUGUUUGGUGAAGUUGUAGUUUGAUGCGGGACUCUUCAUAAUAGAUUCUCUGUAAAGGGAGAUGGUGGAGACGUGGACAUGGAGUCCUCUCAGAUCCCUGUGACUCGAUACCAGACUCUUCUUAGGAUCCAAUUUGGAACAUUAAUCCAGGCCAAAUCUAACAGACAAGAUACGAACACAGUGUUGACGGUGUGUUAUCCGGAGGAGAAGAAGGAAGAAAGCACCCAAGAUUCAAACCCAGUCUUCUAUUUCAGGGACUCUGACCAUCAGGAUCCUUUGUCCACCUGGAAGGGCCCGAGGAAGGUGACCCUACAACGAAGGUCCAAUGGCUUUGGGUUCACUUUACGUCACUUCAUCGUCUAUCCACCUGAGUCUGCAGUGGCCGAGCUGAACAGACUACAGGAGACUGGUGGAGAUGGACCCAAGUCAAAGAGUCGGAUCUCUGCCCUUGAGCCGAUGGAUACCAUCUUUGUAAAGCAGGUUAAAUCGGAUGGUCCUGCUCACCAGGCUGGCCUAGCUAAUGGAGACCGUAUAGUGUCUGUGAAUGGAGAGAGUGUUACAGGCAAGACGUACCAACAGGUGGUCAAUCUUAUACAGCUAUGUAAAUACAGUGACACGAACCUGACCCUGUUUGUGGUCCCAAGAGAAGAAGACAUCCUCCAGGUUGCCUACCCAUCAUCUGCUUAUAAAGCUGUCAAUCAAACUCCUAAGCAGACAGAGCACAAGACAAGCUUGGUCCAAGACCAAGGUAGAAAAGAGCCUGCAGAGUACAGCAGCCAGACUAGUAACCUAUCAUCUAUAUCAGAUGGCAAUGAUGUGGUGGUGGUGGGUAAGGGUAUGGAAUGUGAAGACACAGAGUCGGUCAAAGAAAGGAGUGACAUUAGUUACUUGACGACGGACACACCAACAUACAGGGUACCGGAGCAUAGAAGCCAGACAAAACUGGUCACAUCAACGCCAAAUUCUGAUGUUUAUCACAAUGAAAAGAAUGAAAGAAAGAUCACAGACUCUAGGCAACAGUACAAAGUCCAGCGAGUGACAGCAUCUACGAUCAACCAUGAAUCUGCAGGACCGAUGAAAGUCACAUUAGUUAAUCCAUCUGGUGGGGAAGCAUCACAUGGGACAAAAGAACAGAAGACUUUUCGAUUAACAAACGUUUUAAAUACACAAAGUUCUAGUAAACAGCCAAAUAGUCUUGCUGCAUUGGAAGGUGUCUCGGACUCACAUGAACAACAUGACACACAACCUCAGAGACAUGUAGCAUCACUCAAGAGCUACUAUGAAGCAGCCAAACUUGCCAACUCCUCACAACUGUCAAAAGAACCUGCAGAUACCUCAAAGAAUAGUUCAAGCCGUGGCUACAGUUCUAGCGUGGACAACUUGCUUUCUACUUCAGGGUUCUCACCCGCACAAGCGGUGCUUAGGGUCCAGCCCCAAAGAGGACUGAAUGGAUCCUCAUCUUGUGAUGAUUUAUGUAACUCAGCUGCUGCACGUUCAGAGGUAGGGAGACUGAACAGACAAGUGAGUAUUAUCAAUGGACAAAGUGUACAAAGAACAGAUGGUGAAGACUCCCCUGAUGGAGCUAUGCAUACAUGGAAGAGUGAGCAGGAGAGUGUGAAAGUAAGUAGGAGUGGAGGCCUUGCUAAGGUAUCAUUACAUGUGGAUGAUCCUGAUGUACAUGAUGCAUACAAGGCAUCCCUCAAAGGAGAGGAGUACUCAACACAUGCAACGCGCGUUACUGUCUCAGCUUCAGUCUCUGCGGAUAACCUCUCACAGAAUGCAAGGAACAUUAAUGUGUCUCCCAAACAUGAAGGGAGAAGGUUGACUCUGAAUCAGGAUUCUAAGAACAUCUCUAGUAGUUCAUCUACUGCUCUGGUGCCAGUCUCACGAUCCCCAUCCUUAGCAUCAGGGAGAGUGGUACAUCUAUCUAACCAAUGUCAGUUACUCCCUGAUAAACCACAGGACAGUAAGGUCUACUGGGACAAGAAACCCAGCCCUACAGAGCCAGUAGAUGAUUUGAACUUAACAGUCAGUGAUGGCUCCUUAUUCCCUUGGAAGAGAACAGGAUCAAGAAGAGGUUCUUGUGAUAGCGAUGGGAGCGGGGGAAGAGGCUCUACAAACAGCCAGGGAAAGCCUAAGCCAGCAGUGCCAAAAAGAGAUAGUAGCAGGAAUAGGAUUAGAGAAAGAAGUCUUGAGAGGGAGAAACAGAGAGACAAGACUAGGAAUGAGAGACAUCGAAGUCGAAGCUAUGACCGUGCGCACCAGAGAACCAAUUGGUCCCAGUUUCAGGCAUACAGGAAGAAUGCAACAGGUGCGGUACCUGAAGGUAUUCAGCUUGAUGAUGGGACGCUCAUACCACCAGGAAGGAAAGAUUCUAGCGCUAGCAGUAACAGCGCAGGAUCUACAGGAGAAAAGGAAACCAAACUAUUCCCAGCAUUCAUCUUAAAAAUGAGGCGACCGAGAUCAACAUCGUUUGACACUGGACAGGAUCGCCCACGGACCGUGUCCGAUUCAGGGUUCUUCAGGUAUGGAUCAUGGUCAACCAAGCGAGGGAGUGGAGGAAAGAUCAAAGAUAAGAUACUUGGUGGGUCUACGCGUCGUCUUCUACAGUGGAAGGAAGGUCAGUCCGGACGUCAGAGACUUGUACGGAGGACCUCGUAUCUCAGGGCGACAGGGUCUGAUGGUGAAGAGGAAGAAGAACACGGAGAUUCAGGGAGCGUCACAUCAUCACAGGAAGGAGAAAGACAAUCAAGAGAGAAGAUCACUCCAAAGCGAAAUGCAAGCAUCCGGAAGCUGAAAUCCUUCUUUGGAGAGGGAACACCGAAGAUAGUAGAAGCGCAGCAUUGUCGAAGGCCUUCUAUGAUUGAGUUGCUUGGUACUGGACCUGUAGCUAAAGAGGGGCCUCUUAAUAUCAAGCUGGCUCCUAACAGAUCAUGGAAACCUGUAUGGGCCGUCCUCAAAGGACAGGUCAACAAACUAUUCUUGAUGAAGGAACAGAGAGAUCCAUCACAGCAUCUUGGCCUCCUUGACCAGCCGAUCAGUCUGAAUGGAUCAACGGUUGACAUUGCCUAUGAUUACACGAAGAAGAAGAAGAAUGUCAUUCGUCUUACAAGCGUAGCUGGAACAACCUACUUGCUGCAGGUCAGUGAAGCAGAGACAAUGCUUGCUUGGAUUAAAGUACUUCAGGAAAACAAUGAUCCCUGCGAAGGGGAGAAAGAGAACAACUUACUGCAGCUCUUAGACAAGUCAAGCAAGGGUGAGACCCAGCCUGGCCAUCAUCAGGUCAAGGUCCCAUCACCAAGCUCCUAUAGGAAGAAGUUCUUCAAGUCGGUCACUUCACCAGGAACACAACCUAAACCAAGACCAACAGCUAAAGAGGAGAUGCUUGCCAAGGCCAAAGCAAGCCAGAGCUUUGCUGAUCGUAUGAAGAGACACAUCCGUGGUCGAGGGCGGACUGGGGGCUUUGCUUACCCUUUGGAUGAUCAGAUGAUCGGCAAUGCUACGUUUGGAGUUCCUCUGGAUGAAUGUGCCGCAUCACAGUCCAAUGAGCUUGUACCGAUGGUUGUUGAGAUCUGCUGCUCCAUCAUAGAAGCUAAAGGGAUGGACUAUGUAGGGAUCUACAGAGUACCUGGGAACAGCGGAGGUAUCUCAUAUCUCAAAGAAGAACUCAAGAAAGGAGUAGAUGAGAUUGAUCUGACUGAUGAGCGCUGGCAGGAUGUGAAUGUGAUCAGUAGUUUAAUGAAGCUAUUCUUCCGUAAGCUACCCAAUCCAAUGGUACCCAACAACCAGUACAAGGAUUUCAUUGCAGCUAAUCGUAUGGAAGAACCUUCAGAGAGGAUGUGGGCUCUACGUAGACAGAUCCAUAACCUACCAGAUCAUCAUUAUGAGUCCUUCAAAUACCUUGCCAACCAUCUCAAAGGAGUUGCAGCCAACGCAGAUGUGAAUCGCAUGGAAGUCCGUAACCUUGCCAUUGUCUUCGGUCCUACCCUGGUGCGCUCUGGAGACGAUAGCAUGGUUACCAUGGUAACAGACAUGUCUGACCAGUGUAAGAUAGUAGAGAGCUUGAUCCUUCACUGUGAUUGGUUCUUCAGUGAUGAUGUAGAGAGUCAGCAGGAUGUCCCUAGUGAUGCGGUGAGGUUGAACAGCUGGGAGAAGAAGAAGAGUCCGUCUAGGAGGAAAGGAGAAGAUGAACAAGAUGGAGGUGAAGAGGAGGAAGAGAAUGAGAUGGAUAAGACUGGUCCACUUAAAACAUCUUCAAUGGAAGAUAUCCGCCGUGAUGCUGGUGGUCUGUUCUCUUCUAAAGAUCUGAUUCUCUCCGUGAACUCUGCUGCUCAAAGGAAGCUAAAGACACCCAACAAACCUUUCUCUCCUGAGAAGGUGGACACGAGUGAAGUCAAGUAUAGAAGACCUAGUCCAGAGCCACCUCAGCUACAUACUAUCAAACUACAUGAUCAAGAGUCAUUGCGUCUUACAGUUGGACAGCAACCAAUCACGAUAGAUGUGGGUGAUGAGAGGUCGUUACACGCGGCUGGACUUAGAAAGGAUGAUAGCACCGGUAAGGUGGUACUGCGUCAGAACUCUCAGGGUUCCGUUGAUUCCAAAUCAAGCUGCGGGAGCGAUGAGAGCCCCAAGGAAAUGGAGGCUAUGUUUCAAGGCUCUCUCUUUGGUUCUAGCAAUCGAUCUUAUCAACGAUCUUACUAUCAGAAUUUCCAGUUUGGUUCAACACGGGGUAGAAAACUAUCUGACUCCUCAGAGAGUAAUCCUCCAUUGAAUCUAGAGCAGGAGCUGAAAUCUCUUACCAAUGCAACAUCAAAGAGAGACAGCUGGGUGCAGUCAGACUAUUCCAAAGAGCGUGAGCGAAUAGAGCGCCAGCAUGCUGAGGCGCUACGUGACUUAGAGAAAGAAGACAAUACAAACAUAGAAGAGUUAUUCAAGUCACAAGAUUACCUAAGUGAGCUAGCAGCUGUAUCUAAUAAGAUCAUGGACUAUACAAGUAAAGGUAUGAAGAGCCCUUCUGCUAGUCGGAAACACUCUCUUGAAAAGCCUUCAGGUAGGGAUCAAUCAAAAUCCUCCAAUAAUAACAAUGCAUUCAAGGCUAACACUGUAGCUAAAGAAGAAUCAACCAAGAAGCAAUCAUCUACUGACUCAUUUGCUUCCUUGCACAUUGAUGAAAGUGACUUUGUUCAGUCUAUGAAAGCCACAUUUGAAGAGCGGUUACAGCGAGUGUUACAGCAUGAGAGUGAAGAUGACACCUCCCGUCCUACUAGUCUUGUGAGUGACACCCAUCAUCAUCAUCAAGCUGAUGAACCCAGGGGGAUUCAUUAUAGGAGUAACUCUGUAGACAGGUCUGAUGUCCUGCGACGGAGACUAGAAUCUCCUGCUUCCUCAGGAUCAGGCUCUAGCACCAGCUCUCCCGUAAGAUCGAAGGACAUCGUCAAAUCAUCUGCUAAGUCCAAGAUGGCCAAGUCUACAUCUCAUUCUCCUAAGAAGUGCAGUCGUAUUGAAGUCAUCCUCACGAUGGAGAAGAGAGAAACUACUCCAACGUCCCUCCGUGAUAACAUCGCCAACAAUGCCCAGGAGAUCUCCAAGACCCGUAGAGGAUCUGCCAAAGACACUACGUCCGUCAAGGAGAAGAACAGGGAGAAGAGGCGUAGGAGACAUACUGUAGGGGGUGGUAAGGACCUUCAGAAAGCUAUCAGUGAGCACCUUGCUAGUGAAGAAUCUAAGAAAGUCAGUGCUGUGGAAAGACUCAAGCCAUUUGGUAAAGAGAACUUGAAAUCCACCUCUAAACCUCAAGACAUCAAAUCCUGGUUAGAGUCUGAGCGUCACCGGAGCACUACAAGCAGCCCCAACCUCCUAAGCUCAGUCCAAGCAUCUAUUGCAAGGUUACAUCCAACGGAAACGGACAAACAGAGGAAAGAGAAAGAACUUCGUAGAAAAAGCACACCUAUUUUAGGUGCAACAGAUUUCAACAACGAGCCUCACAAGCUUUCUAGAAUGCCAAGAUAUUUUGAAAUUGAAUCGUACUUAUAGAACAAUGGGGGAGUCUUAAUGGUAGAGUCAGCUACUGAAAUUUUGUGACAGCAACAUAGUGACAUAAGUUAUGACAGUGUGUAUAUAGCAGAGAGAGAGAGAGACGUUGUAUAUAUAUAUAUAUAUAUAUAUAUAUAUAUAUAUAUAUCCAAAUGAAUUCCUAAGGCAAAAUGAAUCUUGCUCUUUAACCAAUAGGAAUUCACCAUUAAUAUCUAUUUAUAUGUGACUGUGUGGUGUCCUUGUGUGUCCCUGUAUCUGUGUUAUUAUAUAUGACAUUGCUACCAAAGUAGCAGGUAAUGCUAUACGGGUCUAAGUUAUAACUAAAACUAUAUUAUAUAACAUGAAAAACAGUAAUCCUUUGGCCCAUUUAAUUGUAAGUUCAUUUUUAUAUCUUUGUAGACUUUCUGAAGGUAAUCAGAUUGUGUGAUAACAUAUGCGAGAUAUUUCCUAAUUCAUAUUCUUCACAAAGUUAGAUCACAGCCCUGUUUCAUUAACUCAUCAUUGCUAACAAAUUGCAGUAUUUGAUGAAAACUACUAAAAGUAUGACUCUUGAUUGACUUUGAUAAAAUAUGUUUCUGGAUUGUGACAUUUAAUACUUUUUGCAACAUACUUGAUGUAUGCCCACCACACCUGUACUUGCUACUGUAGUGCAUUCAGAAUAACAGUAUUAAUGUAAGCCUGGCUGAAGGGCGCAAAAAUCAUUGUUUUGGUCACUGUUUUAAUUGUAUUUGCUGAAAAGAUAAUACAUCAGUUAACCAUGACAACGAUGUAUAAAAUGAAAUGUCAAUUGUUUUUAUUUCUUUUUUGGAAAAUAUUUUGAAAAGGAAAGUGCAAUGAUGGGAAGAGAGAAAAGAAGGUCUACAAACAAGAUGUAACACACCUUUAUAAUGACUUGUUUGGUGGGAAAUUGUUUUGAAGGCCAAAGGCCAUAUACUAGUCUUCUUAACAUCUUUAAAACAAAAAAACAGUAAAGACAAUUUACCUUGAAACAUCUGUUCAUAACUAGUUAUUUCACAUUCCGCAGAAGACUGAAGUGAUGCUAUUGAUUUCUUCAUAGUAUAGAUAUUGAUACCCUUGCCUUCAAAGAUUGGAAUAUAAAUAAUAAAGAAAGGCGCAUUUUAUUUUUAAGAAAGCUAACAGCGAGGGGGGGGGGGGUGGGGGAAGGAGACUAAUUUGUAAAGUCUUUUUUUAAUUUUUAUAAAAGAUACAUUGGUUUGUUUUAAGAAAGUACAGUGCUACAUAAAAUAGCUCCAGAAGCUUGCCACUAGACUUCUAGAAUUGAAAGGUUUAUGAUUAUUUUGUAAUCUCAACAAAUGAUUUCCAAGAUAAUGUAAUAUUAUUUUUGAAUAAUUUGUGAUGUGGAUAUAUUUGGAGGUAGUAUGCCUGCCUGAGUGGAGGUCCAUAAUCACCCCCAAACAAAUGUGCAUGGAAUGAUGAGGAUUGGGUAAAUGACUAGCCAGCAUAAAUAUAGAAAAUUUAAUUCCACCUUUUAAAAAUAAUUUUCACCUUUGUUCUGUUGAGCACAGUAUUAUCGAAUAUGGAUUCUGACAAAAAUGUAUUAAUGUUUGUUGGCCAAGGAUGGAUUGCACGCAAAGCAUCCUUUCUUUAUUUGGUCACCCAAUGACUGUGUAAAAAUUCAAACAUCUUUGAUAAUAUUUUGGUAUGGGAAAAUUAGGUAUGAAAUUGCUCUUAAGGUUCAUGAUUUUCAUGACCAUUGCCAAAUAAUUUAAGUCGUUCAAAAAAUUGAGUCCUGCUUUGUUAAAUCAGUAGUUUGGUUAUAGCCUCUUUUCUUUCAGCUGUUCCUUCAAUAGUUGUGAGAUGACCUUUUGAAUGUAGAUGACUAAUUGUUUGCCGAGUGGAAGAAAGCCAUUAACCGAUUAAGAAAUUAAACCCCCAGAUCUCAACACACAUUAUGUGUAAAAUUGUUCAUUUGACGUUGUUUUAAAACCUAUGGUAUAAAAGUGAAAUCAGAAUAAUUACCAGUUACAAGCUGAUGAGUAGGUAGAAAAUAUUAAAGUCAAGUAAUUAUUAUGUUGAGCAUUUUGGGAAUAAGUUUUACCCAGAAUGAAGCAAUCUUUCUUUGGUUACAUGGUCAUAAUGCGCAAUAUGACCAUUUUGACAUUCAAUGAUUUGUGAAAUAUUAUUAUUAGUAUCAUGUAGAAAUUUAUUAUAGAGAGAUUAAUCAUGUCUUAAAUGAAGCUUGUGCAAAUCAGAGACACAGACAUUCAUGUUUUCUUUUAAAGAUUAUCCAUGUUUGCACAAUGGAUUCACCAGUUUUUGUCUUGAAACCAGGAAAUGAAAAUUAUGCACAUUUUAUUAUUUAUGAUUGUUUUUUAAUCAAGAAUAAAUGUCGGAUUUUUAGUGCAUAUGUAUUGUAUACAGCCAGGCACUGACAGAUUCAUUCUAGAUCACCAUCGCCAGUCAUACCUGCUUCAGAGAAGUGAAUCCAAACACUAAAUUUGUACCUGUCUAUAAAGACCAAUUACAACCUUUGUACCUACACCAGAUAUAUCACCUAAUGUUGACAUGCUCUACGGUACACAGAAUGAAAAGCAAGGAAUGAAAGACAUGAAGAAAGAUUGAGAUUGGAUGUUUUAUUUGGUUGUUUAUUUUCUUGUUUUAAUGUACAUUUUUAAACAUAUAUCAUCCUUGUUACAUUUGUGAAAUUAUAUGAAAUGAUUAUAAUCAAGAUGGAAAAUGAGAGAUUAAAUCCUAGUACAGAUUGGUAGUUAGUUUUCUUUAUCUUUUAAGCAAUGUUAUUGCAGAAAAUUUGCUCCUGUAAGUUUUGUAUUGUGUUUGUAUAAAAAAAAAGAUAGUUUCAUUGGUAUAAUAUUAAAGUGAAUAUUUCCUUAUACAACUUCA
Messenger RNA from Strongylocentrotus purpuratus (purple sea urchin), 9230 nucleotides. RefSeq names its product rho GTPase-activating protein 21-like. The transcript is spliced from 18 exons. Lineage: Eukaryota; Metazoa; Echinodermata; Echinoidea; Camarodonta; Strongylocentrotidae. The record is from RefSeq and is a predicted model, not a curated record. Gene Ontology annotation, molecular function: protein binding. Gene Ontology annotation, biological process: signal transduction. Bases 414 to 6368 code for a protein of 1984 amino acids.